AUGGCGACGAACGUUGUGAUUCAGCAGGCACCGGUGGUGACGUCUCAGUCCUCAGAUUGGAGCACUGGACUUUUUGACUGCUUCAAGGAUAUGAAAGUCUGCUGCUUGUUCUACUGGUGCUUCCCUUGCAUGGCCUGCAGAACAGCUCAGAAGUUUGGCGAGUGUCUCUGCCUGCCACUGAUCGACACGAUGUCCACGGCCAUCAUGAUCAUGCUUGACGUCCCCAUCAUCGUUCCCGCGAUUGGCCUGUCCACACGGGUCGCCGUGCGUCAUAAAUAUGGCAUUCCGGGCUCCAUUGCGGGUGACUGCGUGCAGGCCACCUUCUGCAGCGUCUGCUCCUGGUGUCAGAUCGCCCGGGAGCUCGACCUCCGCGGCAAGCCGCUCAAGGUCAUCAACUUCCAGCCUGCCCCUGUGAUGAUGCAGCCCACAGCCAUGACCGCCCCACCCACAUUCAUGCCCCCCCCGCCUGGAGGCAUGACCACCCCGCCCACAUUCAUGGCACCUCCUCCCACAGUCACCGCCUACCCCCCGAACUUUGUGCCCUCACAAUCAGACGACGGGGCCAACCAGACUGUGGUUGUGAAAUCCAAUGUCCACACAGUCCAGGUGAAUGUGUGA
Molecule: messenger RNA, 618 nt
Organism: Megalops cyprinoides (Indo-Pacific tarpon)
Lineage: Eukaryota; Metazoa; Chordata; Actinopteri; Elopiformes; Megalopidae
Product: cell number regulator 5-like
Exons: 3
Coding region: 1-618 (205 amino acids)
Source: RefSeq, a predicted model, not a curated record